AUGGAUCCCAUAAAUGAUGCCAGAUUUUACGAGUCGUUGAUCAAACCUCCACGGCAACGGACGCAGGAUGAUAUUCGUAAUAUCUAUGAUCAAUUGCGGUUGCUUGAUAUGUUCUCAAAUCUUUAUAGUGGUCCAUUGAAGGCUAUCUGUGCUAACGCACGAUACGAGCGGCACAGUGCGCAUCACACACUCUAUAGGGAAGGGCAGGUGGCAACAUGCUGGUAUAUUCUUUUAUCGGGGUCUGUUCUAAUUGAAAACAACAUAUGUCUUCCAUAUGGGUGGUAG
This is a messenger RNA of Angiostrongylus costaricensis, 285 nucleotides long. NCBI's taxonomy places the organism in Eukaryota, Metazoa, Nematoda, Chromadorea, Rhabditida, Metastrongylidae. The record is from the annotation of a GenBank genome assembly.